AUGCUGGACAAUGAAGAACUCGAGUGCGUGGUGUGCUGUUAUCAGUAUUCCCGCAGCGAGCGCAUCCCCCGGGUCCUCCACUGCAGACACACUUUCUGCGCCCCCUGCCUCGAGAAGCUGUCCCAGCUGCAGGGCGCCAUCCGCACCGUCUCGUGCCCUUUGUGCCGCUGGAUCACCUGCACUCGCGCCAGCCUCACCUUGCCUGGAUCCCUGUGGGUCAACACGGAGAUCUGGGACCAGAUAGACGAGGAACAGCUGCAGCAGCGGGAGGAGGGCGAGUCGCACUACGAUAACAGCGCUCAGCUCAGGGAGGCAACGCUUCCCAACUCAAGGCAGUCCGGCUUUAUGACUGCACUGGUGAAAAUGUUCAGCUGCGUGCUGCUUCAGGGACGACAGGUGGAGGGCUGCUGA
Messenger RNA from Scomber scombrus (Atlantic mackerel), 411 nucleotides. RefSeq names its product RING finger protein 208-like. NCBI's taxonomy places the organism in Eukaryota, Metazoa, Chordata, Actinopteri, Scombriformes, Scombridae. Bases 1 to 411 code for a protein of 136 amino acids. The record is from RefSeq and is a predicted model, not a curated record. Gene Ontology annotation, biological process: protein ubiquitination. The transcript is spliced from 2 exons. Gene Ontology annotation, molecular function: ubiquitin protein ligase activity.